AUGAGGAUGAAUUCCCAGUUCGAGGAGUACGUGCGUCAGUUAGCUCGCGAAAUCGGAUAUGAGAGUCCUAUUGUCGGGAUACAGGUCAGACGAACAGACAAGACUGCGAGUGGCCUCACCUUCAUCCCUCUCAAGAACUUCAUGGAAGCCGUGGCUGGGUUCUACGACGACCUCGAGCUUCGGCAGGAGGUCGGGAUUCGGAGGGUCUUCGUGGCGACGGACGACCCUUCCGUGAUCGAGGAAGCCAAGGAAAAAUACCCCGACUACCAGUUCGUGUACAACGAAGCGAGCAUCGUAUCAGCUGACUUGCACAACCGCUGGACCGAGACGAAUCUUCGCUAUUACUUAGCGGACAUCUAUUUUCUCUCGAGAUCGAACUAUCUGAUCUGCACCAUGAGUUCGAACAUGUGUCGGUUCGCCUACGAGGUCAUGCAGACUGUGUACCCCGAUGCCUCGUUACUGACCAGGGGGUUGGAAUUGCCCUUCUACUUCAUGGACGGGCAAGGAGGGCACAUCCUCAGGGCACGUUUCCCUCACGUUCCUAGAAGAAGUGAAGAAAUGGGCCUACAAAUUGGAGAUAUGAUAUCUGUCAGUUUCAAAUAUUAUUAUAGAAAACUCCUUGUUGAAAAUGGCUUCUUGUAUGGUGUGAAUUUACGCACUUCAAUGAAAGGUUUAUUCCCAGUGUAUAAAACCGUCGACGUUCUGGAUGUGGCUGAAUUCUCGUCCUUUGAAGAGAUUGAUAGAACGUAA
Messenger RNA from Penaeus chinensis, 750 nucleotides. Its product is annotated as alpha-(1,6)-fucosyltransferase-like. Gene Ontology annotation, molecular function: alpha-(1->6)-fucosyltransferase activity; protein binding. Bases 1 to 750 code for a protein of 249 amino acids. The transcript is spliced from 5 exons. NCBI's taxonomy places the organism in Eukaryota, Metazoa, Arthropoda, Malacostraca, Decapoda, Penaeidae. Gene Ontology annotation, biological process: protein N-linked glycosylation. The record is from RefSeq and is a predicted model, not a curated record.